This is a messenger RNA of Meleagris gallopavo (turkey), 1428 nucleotides long. NCBI's taxonomy places the organism in Eukaryota, Metazoa, Chordata, Aves, Galliformes, Phasianidae. The record is from RefSeq and is a predicted model, not a curated record.
AUGGUAAUCUGUAAGGAUAUUGAGAAUAAGGUUUUUCUAAUCCUGCAGGCCCAUGUAAUUGUCAAAUCUGGACCGGGUACCUUUCUCAGCCUGGCUGUAUAUGAUGAUUAUAUUUUUUGGUCUGAUGGAGUGAGAAGAGCUAUUCUGCGUUCCAGUAAAUACACAGGAGGAGAUACAAAAGUUCUUCGUUCUGAUAUCCCACAUCAGCCAAUGGGCAUUAUUGCUGUUGCCAAUGAUACUAACAGUUGUGAAUUAUCUCCUUGUGCACAAAUGAAUGGAGGUUGUCACGAUUUAUGUCUUCUGACUCCUGAUGGACGAGUGAAUUGUUCAUGUAGAGGGGAUAGAAUACUGAUAGAUGAUAACAGAUGUGUGACUAAAAAUUCUACUUGCAACGCUUAUUCUGAGUUUGAAUGUGGAAAUGGUGAAUGCAUUGAUUACCAACUGACUUGUGAUGGCAUUGCUCAUUGUAAGGACAAGUCUGAUGAGAAACUGUUUUACUGUGAAAAUAGAGGCUGUCGAAAAGGUUUCAAACCAUGUUCUAAUCGGCGCUGUAUUUCGCGUAACAAAGUAUGCGAUGGUAUGAAUGACUGUGGUGACAACUCUGAUGAAUUUGAUUGUAAAGAUUCAUCAUGUGCAUCAACAGAAUUCCGUUGUGCAGAUGGGACUUGUAUUGGAAAAUCAGCACAGUGCAACCAGAUCAUUGAUUGUGCAGAUGCUUCAGAUGAAAAGAAUUGUAAUAAUACAAACUGUGCUUACUUCUAUAAACUUGGAAUUAAAUCUACUGGAUUUAUUAGCUGUAAUUCCACUUCACUUUGUAUACUGCCAGAAUGGAUAUGUGAUGGAUCUAAUGACUGUGGAGAUUAUACAGAUGAACUAAAAUGCCCAGUUCAAAACAAACCCACAUGUGAAGAAAAUUAUUUUGGUUGUCCUAGUGGAAGAUGUAUUCUGAACACCUGGCUUUGUGAUGGGCAGAAGGACUGCGAGGAUGGAGUGGAUGAAUUGCACUGUGAUUCAUCCUGCUCGUGGAAUCAGUUUGCUUGUUCUGCAGACAAGUGCAUCUCUAAACAAUGGACUUGUGAUGGUGAGGAUGACUGUGGAAAUGGUUUAGAUGAGAGUGAUGCUAUUUGUGGUUCAGUGACGUGUGCUGCAGGGACAUUCAGUUGCCUAGGCUCCCAUGCCUGUGUUCCUCAGCACUGGCUUUGUGAUGGUGAAAGAGACUGUCCAAAUGGAAGUGAUGAACUCUCUACAGCAGGCUGUGCUCCUAAUAACACUUGUGAUGAGAAUGCUUUCAUGUGCCAUAACAACAUCUGCAUUCCAAAACAGUUUGUGUGUGACCAUGAUGAUGACUGUGGAGAUGGAUCAGAUGAAUCACUGGAAUGUGGCAAGUAUAAUAAAAGCAGAGAAAACAAAAAACUUCCGAACUGUUAA